CAAAGAAAAGAAGAAAUGGCCACACAAACAAAAUAACACAAAUUGCACUCUCCGCCGUGUACACACAUUCCCAAUAUCCAAUUAUCCAUCCAUACAUUGCGUUAACCAUAGAUAAGAUUCUCAGAGACAUUUUAUCAAACACUUGCCACUCCUCUCCGUCUAAUGAACUUGGCGCAUAAACGAAGGUUCAGAGAGGAAAAACCUUUUCUCUUAUUCUCACUGUUUGUGAAGACUGCAUGAAUUGUACAAAGUCUAUCUGGUUGAAGUUUCACAAGAAACGACAACUAUGGCUAUCGCUUCGCCCACCGUUAAUCUCCAUUUCACCGAAUUCCCUAUUCUUCGUCGUUCUCUCUCGCAUCAACCUUCAUCUCGAUUACAAUUACGCUACCGCCUAGCUCCUAGUAGAGGAUUGAACCUUAGUAAUUACUACCAGAGUUGUGUCUCUCACAGAUUUGCGUUUUUGAAUUCGAAGUGUUCGAUUAUAAAUACUGAUGUACAAUUGGAAUUGGACCAUGCUAACAUCACUGAUGAAGAUAAAAAUGAAGGAGAGUGUUCAAUUCUCCAACCUGAAUGUCCUGUGCCAAUUAAACUCAGUACAGAUAUUCUGGAGAAUGAGUCUUUGAACCUACUCUCUGAAGGCACAUUUGUAGAUUCUCUCUUGACAUCGUUGCCGUUUGUUUGGCAGGUUUUGUCUAAGGAGGAACAACAUGCUCUUGCAUCCACUCCAGCACACCCUGCUGCGCUAUAUGCUUUCUAUUCUAGUUGCAUUGUUGCAAAUUUUGUGGAGCAGCUUUGGACUUUUGCGUGGCCUUCUGCCAUUGCCUUGAUUCAUUCAAGCCUCUUGCCAGUUGCUGUGAUGGGUUUCUUCACCAAAGUGGCUAUAAUUGUUGGCGGUCCCUUGGUUGGAAAAUUAAUGGAUCAUUUGCCUAGAGUGCCUGCAUAUAACUACUUAACUAUCAUUCAGGCAACCACUCAGUUGCUAUCUGCAGCUAUGAUUAUCCAUGCCCAUUCUGUGCCUCCUACUUCAGUGUCCACUUUGUUUCUGCGUCCAUGGUUUGUCAUAUUGGUUUCAGCCGGAGCUAUUGAGAAGCUAUGUGGUGUAGCUUUGGGGGUUGCAAAUGAGCGUGACUGGGUUGUGCUGCUCACAGGAGUAAAUAGGCCAGUCGCACUUGCAAAUGCAAAUGCUUUUCUAAAUCGAAUUGAUCUCUUAUCUGAGAUAGCUGGAGCAUUGCUGUUUGGAAUCCUUCUUUCCAAAUUUCAUCCUGUAACCUGUUUAAAAUUUGCUUCAGGCUUAAUGAUUGGAUUACUACCUGUUACAAUCGUUUUAACAUGUUUAGCCAACAAGCUUUCUACUGGUGUUCUUGACCGACCCAAACCAUCACAAACCUGUGGUAUAUCAUUCAAUGAAGAUUCUGCACCAGAUACUGAGAGUAUAGUGGUUAAAGGUAUGGAAGCCAUCAAGCUGGGCUGGAAGGAGUAUUUGGGUCAGCCAGUCCUCCCUGCUAGUAUUGCGUGGGUUCUCCUCUAUUUCAAUAUUGUUCUCACACCAGGCAGUUUGAUGACAGCAUUUUUAACACAACAUGGCUUACAUCCAUCUAUCAUUGGAGGAUUUAGCGGAAUGUGUGCUUUUAUGGGUGUGGCAGCAACAUUUGUGUCUUCAACUCUGGUCAAGCAAUUUGGCAUUUUAAAGGCUGGGGCAGUUGGGUUGGUGUUUCAAGCUUUACUUCUCAGCAUGGCUGUUGCUGUAUAUAUGAGUGGAUCAAUAUCACAUCAGAGCCCUCUUUUUAUUUUCUUGUUUCUUAUCAUUUUGUCACGGCUAGGACACAUGUCAUAUGAUGUUGUAGGGGCACAAAUUAUCCAAACUGGAAUCCCAUCAUCUAAAGCAAAUCUCAUUGGGACUACAGAAGUUGCGGUUGCAAGUUUGGCUGAGUCUAUAAUGCUCGGUGUUGCAAUAAUCGCAAAUGAUCCUUCUCAUUUUGGAUGUUUGGCAAUGUUGUCUCUUCUAUCCGUGGUUAGUGCAGCGUGGAUGUUCUGUAGAUGGUUAUCGAACCCAACAGACGAACAAAAAAGUCUUUUUUCUUAUAAUCCUCGGUUUUGAUGUUUAUUUAUGUUCCAUUAGCUGCCUUAUUACAAAGACCGGACAAGAACCAAAAUAUAUUCAAAACAUUUAGCAUGGUGGGUGAUUUAUCCACCUGAUACACGAGCCUGAGGCAUUCUCUUCUCGCCUGAGGCGUCUUCUACGUAAAAAUGUAUAACAUGUCUUGAUAUAAUUAGUGCACAUAAUAAAUUAGGUUAGUUAGGUGUCUAGGGUUACCAUGCACAGCACAAACGUUUCGUAAAGUAUUUAAUGAUUUUUGAAUUCUUUUCUGGAGUUUAGAAAUGUAAACAGGUUUGCUGCGGAAUUGCGGCAAUUCUGUUAGGAUUUAGUAAUUCAUAGGGAAAUCUCAAUUGCUCACAAUUAUUUGGAUUUGGGUGAAGGGUUCAUUUUGAGCAAAUUGGAGUAGUUAUGUGUGGAAUUGAUUUUUUUUAAAAGAGAGAAAUUGGUGGGUUGGUAACUUGAAAUUAUGAUCAUAUGUGUGUUGUAAGUAGUGAUCAUAUGUAUUGACUAAAUUUAUGAAAUUGCCAUAAUUUUAUAUUCUUUUUUGGUGCA
Messenger RNA from Vicia villosa (hairy vetch), 2650 nucleotides. RefSeq names its product solute carrier family 40 member 3, chloroplastic-like. The coding region runs from base 287 to 2098 and encodes 603 amino acids. Gene Ontology annotation, molecular function: iron ion transmembrane transporter activity. Gene Ontology annotation, biological process: iron ion transmembrane transport. The transcript is spliced from 13 exons. Lineage: Eukaryota; Viridiplantae; Streptophyta; Magnoliopsida; Fabales; Fabaceae. The record is from RefSeq and is a predicted model, not a curated record. Gene Ontology annotation, cellular component: membrane.